Nicotiana tabacum (common tobacco) is the source of this 875-nucleotide messenger RNA. RefSeq lists its product as uncharacterized. The record is from RefSeq and is a predicted model, not a curated record. NCBI's taxonomy places the organism in Eukaryota, Viridiplantae, Streptophyta, Magnoliopsida, Solanales, Solanaceae.
UACAAUCCAAUCCACGCGUAAUAACAAACUCUUCCCAUUCAACGUGGCUAGCCCGCAAAAUCAUAGAUCCCUUCCCUUUCCCGGUAACACAGAUUCUCUCUCUCUCUGAUCGACUCAACUGUACAUCCACAUCUGAGUAUCCCCCUUCAGACACAGAGAUUUCACAUUCAACAAACAAAUUUACACCCAUAUAUCAUUGUGGAAAUGAAGGAUGAUGAAUCCAUACCAGUUUCAACACCUACAACACAUUCAUCAUCAAAUACAAUUUCAACAUAUUCGAAGAAUUCCACAUCUGAUGCCACAAUAUUCGGUCGUGGUCGGUACAAGUUCUGGGCAUUAGCCGCUAUUCUUCUGCUAGCAUUUUGGUCAAUGUUUACUGGUACUGUUACUCUCCGAUGGUCCGCCGGCAACCUCAACGGUCUCUCCGAUUACUUCAAUGUGCCUCUCUCCGAUAAUCUCGACGUCAUCGAAAUGGAAGAGAGGGAGAAGUUGGUGAAGCAUAUGUGGGAUGUGUAUACUAAUACUCCUCGGAUCAGAUUGCCUAAGUUUUGGCAGGAGGCAUUCGAGGCGGCCUAUGAAGAGUUAACCAGUGACCUUGCUGAUAUUCGAGAGGCUGCUAUCUCUGAGAUCUCUAAGAUGUCUCUCCGAUUUGUUCAUAUGGAGCCACCACCUCUGCGUUCAUUGGCAGUAAGAGAAUUAAGUCAAAAACAAGCUGAGGACAAACAGAGGACUGCAAAAGGAAUUUGGCUAAGUGCAGUCCUUAUGGAGGAAAAUAAAAGAGAAGAAAAAAGGGGACCUGAUUAGCUGAAUAAACUUAGCUUUGACAAGCUGUGUACACAUAAAGAAGAAUGGUACAGUCAAUCUUGAAACUUAUU